Messenger RNA from Apis mellifera (honey bee), 2744 nucleotides. Its product is annotated as homeobox protein HMX2. Gene Ontology annotation, biological process: regulation of DNA-templated transcription. The record is from RefSeq and is a predicted model, not a curated record. The transcript is spliced from 4 exons. NCBI's taxonomy places the organism in Eukaryota, Metazoa, Arthropoda, Insecta, Hymenoptera, Apidae. Bases 351 to 1340 code for a protein of 329 amino acids. Gene Ontology annotation, molecular function: DNA-binding transcription factor activity, RNA polymerase II-specific; DNA binding.
GAGGCGGUUGCUUCCGGAAGGUAGAGCGGAGAUUAGUCGCGCAGAUUAGACGUUACAUUUCUGUGUAUAUUUUGGGAGCCGUGACGCUCGAGUGAACGACGUACACAUAUAUAAUACACACAUAUACAUAUAUAUACACGUUCAAAGAUAGAAGAAAUGUGCGAUACGGAGAGAAGGCGUCGUAUCCCUUGAAACGUCGAAUCUAUCGAGAUGAUUCUUUCGAAUCUUCCCCGAUAUCACUGUUCGAGAAUGUGCACGGAACGGAAAUAUUUUCGUGGGACGAGGAAGGAGGAAGGAAGGCUGGCGUGAAGAGGAGAUAAAUAAACACUGUUUCGUCGGAUCCCGGGGGCAUGGAGGCAUUUCAUCGGGAUCAUCGCGGCAAGGUGAGGGCGCGGAGGGGGGAGGAUGGAAACGUGGAGGGGGAGGGAUUGGUCGAAAGGAUCGGGGAUGGCGCGCAUCGGGGCUCGACGACGGUUUACGAGUCCGAUUCGAGCGGUGAAAGUGUUUACGAGGGGGGGAGGGGGAAGGAGAGGAAGAAUUCGAGCGUGGUGGCCGGGUCCACGACGGCUUUCACGAUAGACAAUAUCCUUGGGAGGCGUGAGAAGAGGAAGAAGAGGAAGAAGGACGUGGUUGGGGUGCGCCUGGAUACGAAUUGCCCCGAGGGGGGCAGGGAAGAGGAGCAGGAAGAGGAGGAGCAGCAGGAGGAGGAGGAGGAGGAGGAGGAGAGAGUGGAAGGGAGUCAGUUUAUCGGAUCCAACGUCGUAUCGGCCACCAAUUCGGGUUUAUAUCCAGCGGCAGGAUUCUCCUACACGGAUGUGACCACCCUCGGCUCCCCGGAUCCCGGUUACUCGGCGACGUCCCUCGCUUCCGCGUCCAUCUUGUACAACAGUUGGUUCGCGCAGUCGAAACCUGGCCAACUUUUCGGCCUGCAAGCGCCUAAGCCGAGCGGGAGACGGUCCAGGAAGCCGGGCAUCGACAGGAAACCGCGGCAAGCGUACAGCGCGAAACAAUUGGAGAGGCUCGAGGCCGAAUUCAAGAUCGACAAGUAUUUGAGCGUGAGCAAACGGAUGGAGCUGUCCAAGUCGCUAAACUUGACCGAGGUACAGAUAAAAACGUGGUUUCAAAAUCGUCGCACCAAAUGGAAGAAGCAGCUUACCUCGAGGUUAAAAAUCGCCCAGAGGCAAGGACUUUUCCCGCCGACCUACUUUCCACCUGCACAGUAUCCCCUGUUACCCUAUUACACAGCGCCACUCGUCUUUGGAACACCAACGUCGGACGAUAUGAACGCGAUGACGAUGACGAUACCGCCGCGACCGGUAUCGUCGUCCGAUACUUUAUAAAAGGAUAUAUAUAUAUGUACGAUCACUCGCGUCGUCGCAGAGUGACGUUCAAUAGGACUCUCCUAUAUUUCCUGCAUGAUCUCGCGAAAGAGCGGUGAGUGAGAGGAAUUAUAUUACACUCGAUGAGAAAAACAAAAGUUGGUAAGGUUAAAAGUAAUAAUUUCGUUUUUUGAUACCAUACUUUCAUAAAUUUAUUCUGAGUGCGUUUAUUGGAUCGUAUUCAUUAUUGGAUAUUUGAUCGAAUUGAUUCACGAAUUAAUUAAUAACUUUCGACACGCACAAUACGAUACUUUGCUUUAAAGCGUCUCCCGUGCUGUUUAUAUAUCGCAAAUAACAUUAGCUUGCUUUACGUAGAGCGUAGAAUCGCGCGCAUUGUAGAGCGGAGAAUAUCUAUAUUUUCUUUACGUGUUGAAGAUUAAGACGAUAAAAGUGCGUUUCCAUCGACACAUCCCUCGUUUGUAAUGCGGGACAAGGAGAGGAAAUGGUAGGAGAAGGACAGAGAUAAGGUAAAAAUACCGAAAUCAGCGCCAUCUUCAGAGUGCCGUAAAUGAAACUCAAUAUGUAAGGACAGAAAAUAGUUGGAGAAGGAUAGGAAAUAAGAUAGAAUCGACCGCCAGCGCCAUCUCUCGGUGCCGUAGAUAUCUCCUCAAAAAUCGUGCUUCUGAAAAUUCUUCCGAGGUGGCGCUGAAUCUAAAUUCUCGCCUACCUUAUCCAACUUUUAAAAAGAUCUUCGGCAAUCGAGAGAUGGCGCCAAUAAUCAAUUUUAUUCCAUCUUUACCUAGUGUUUUUUUGUAUCCUAGUAUAUCGAGUUUUAUUCGUGAGAGUCUAGAGAUGGCGUUCAAUUCGCUAUUUUUACUCUAUUUUCGUUCUUGUCGAAUUAUUUCCUCUUCUAUAGUUACUCUCGUGAUAUUACAUCGAAUAUGGAAUAUCGAAUACGUUUUCUUUUUAAACGAUACAUCUAAUAUGUCUUAAUCUUUGAUAUAAAAAAAUAUGGAUGUUACUUUCUCGACUUUACAAUGUAACUUUAAGACGACGAUCUCGCAAAACAUAAUAUUCUGAUAUACGUGUGAAAUAACAGUGAGCCUAUCUUACUUUACGUUAUCAUAUUUUAUCUUACGCUAUCGUUAUUUUAUGCAACGAAAAAAAACGUAUUAUAUAUACAACGUAUUUCUUUACUGAUAAUUUUCGCUAAUUAGAUAUUCGAUUGUAAAAUAUAAAUUUAUGUUGUCAAAAAUGCAUAAGAUAAAAAAAUUUUGUGUACAUAAGUUACGACUACGUAAUAAAUAGAAAUUUUAAAAAUUCUUUGCUCUUCCUUAAUCUUUACAAUGUAUCUGUUUCAUAUUAAAGGAUAAGAGUUUAGAAAAGAAUAGAAAAAUAUCGAGUAUUAUAAAAAUAAUGUUUGAU